Messenger RNA from Cannabis sativa, 1344 nucleotides. RefSeq lists its product as uncharacterized. Gene Ontology annotation, molecular function: zinc ion binding. NCBI's taxonomy places the organism in Eukaryota, Viridiplantae, Streptophyta, Magnoliopsida, Rosales, Cannabaceae. The transcript is spliced from 4 exons. The record is from RefSeq and is a predicted model, not a curated record. The coding region runs from base 1 to 1344 and encodes 447 amino acids.
AUGGCAGAUGAUUACAGUGUCUCUAUAUCUUACCAAAAAGCAUGGAGAGCUAGAGAAAAGGCAAUUGUGGAUGCUCGUCGCUGCCCACAAGAAUCAUACAGUGAGAUACAAUCAAUUUUAUACAUGAUGCAAAUAUCAAACCAAGGAACAAUCACAGACCUAGUAACAGAUGAAGAUAACAAAUUCAAAUAUCUAUACUUUGCAGUAGGUGCUUCAAUAAAAGGUUGGCAACACUGUACACCAAUAAUAGUCACAGAUGGAACCUUUUUGACAAACCAACAUGGAGGCACUUUGUUGAUAGCAAGUGCACAAAAUGCAAAUAGACAUAUAUUCCCACUUGCAUUUGCAGUAGUAGAUUCCGAAAAUGACAGCUCUUGGGAAUGGUUUCUUCACAAAAUAAAGGAAACUUAUGGCGAAAGAGAAGGUCAAUGCAUCGUAUCAGAUAGACAUGAGAGUAUACUAAAAGCAGUAAAAGAGACCUUUCAAGAUAUAAUGCAUGGGGAGGUGAUAGAGCUCAAGAUUGCAUUUAAUAGUGCAUCUAAAGCUUACAACAUAGAAGAUUUUGAAAAGAGCAUGCAAGACUUGGACAAUAUAGAUGUAAGAAUAAGAGAUUACUUGGUGAAUGAAAUUGGUGUCGAAAAGUGGACAAGACUAUAUGGCAUGAACAGGAGAUACAAAACAAUGACAUCAAAUAUUGUCGAAUCAGUCAAUGCAGCCUUGAAAGCAGUAAGAGACCUACCCAUCGCAACUCUACUAGAAUGCCUACAUUCAUUGGUGCAAAGAUGGUAUUGGGAAAACAAGAAUAGAGCCCAAAAAACUACAACAACACUGGCAAAAAUACCUGAAAAAACAUUAAAGAAACAAAGAGAUAUGAGUUUAAAGUACAAGGUUGAAACAUCAAACCUUCUGGUAUACCAAGUACACGACAACAACAGAUCUCACAUAGUAAACUUGGAGAAUAAAACAUGCAGCUGCCAACGAUUUGAAUAUGAUGAAAUGCCUUGCUCUCAUGCAAUGGCUGUACUAAGCAAAAGGAACCUGUCUUGCUACAAAUAUUGCUCAUACUACUACACGAAAGAAGCUUUUACGGCAACAUAUGAAGACAGUAUACUCGCAUUAGGUGAGGCAACAUCAUGGAAUAUACCAGAUUUAAUAAGAAAUAUUGUAGUCCUCCCACCUAAACAUAAGAGAGCUGUCGGAAGACCAAAGAAACAACGAUACAAAAAUGGACUUGAAGCAAAAGCACAAGUGGUAUGCGGUCAAUGUCGCCAAAGAGGACACAACAAAAGAUCAUGUAAAAAUGACCCAGUACUAAAACCACCAAGAAAAAGAAAAAGAUCAUAA